AGAAAUUGAAUCAAAAUUGGACUUGGCUGUUGGCGAUCUUCGGCAAGGGGAUUUUGGUGCCGUGAAAUUCAAUCGGACAAAUGGCGGGAGAUAAGUACAAUCUGAAGAAUCCGGCGGUGAAGAGGAUUCUGCAGGAGGUCAAAGAGAUGCAAUCCAAUCCUUCUGAUGAUUUUAUGAGCCUGCCUCUCGAGGAGAAUAUAUUUGAAUGGCAGUUUGCGAUUAGGGGCCCGGCAGAUUCGGAGUUUGAGGGAGGAAUAUAUCAUGGAAGAAUUCAGCUGCCUGCUGAAUAUCCUCUGAAGCCACCUUCAUUCAUGCUGCUGACGCCGAAUGGUCGGUUUGAGACCCAAACCAAGAUAUGCUUGAGCAUUUCAAAUCAUCACCCCGAACACUGGCAACCUUCUUGGAGUGUUCGAACUGCUUUGGUGGCAAUGAUUGCAUUUAUGCCUACUAGCCCGAACGGUGCACUAGGAUCAUUGGAUUACACAAAAGAGGAGAGGCGAGCUCUCGCAAUCAAAUCUCGUGUAGCUCCAAAAUUUGGAUCUGCUGAGCGCCAAAGUUUGAUUAAUGAGAUUCAUGAAUACAUGCUUAGCAAAGCAUUGCCCGUGCCCAAAGACACGGUAGUGAAGACUGGCAAUGAAGAGAAUGAGUUGGAGGGUCAGCAGACUCCUAACCAAGACACUGAGGGUGCUACUGAAACCGAAACUCAACCAGCUGAAGUUGAUGAGAUAGUUCAAGAACCUAAUGGGGUUCCUUCAAAUGUGCACGUUGCUGCUGAGGCAUCAAACUCGGUUCCUGCAAACGAGCAGCAGCUGUUGCAGAAAUCAGAGACGAGGGUCCCCAAGCAGGCCGAUGAUCGCCUACUCACAUGGGCAGCGCUGGGGCUUACAAUAGCUAUAGUUGUCCUUUUGUUGAAGAAGUUCAUGAAAGCUGAUGGGCAUGGUGCUGUGUUUUUGAAUCAGUCGUAGAUAUAUCCAGGCAAAAUGUGCUUUCUACUAGAUAUGGUUGGUCCUGUAUUUGCAAAAGGGGCAGAAUUUCUCUUCAUGGCUAAUGAGGAUAAUCUGUAAUCAAGUAGUUUUAUUGGCCUUUUCUUGGGUAUGUGUUUUUCUAAUAUUGUGGAUUUUGUAUAGAAAUAAAAAAUUAUUCUCGUUGUUGUUUC
Molecule: messenger RNA, 1156 nt
Organism: Salvia hispanica
Lineage: Eukaryota; Viridiplantae; Streptophyta; Magnoliopsida; Lamiales; Lamiaceae
Product: ubiquitin-conjugating enzyme E2 32-like
Source: RefSeq, a predicted model, not a curated record